Molecule: messenger RNA, 2267 nt
Organism: Zeugodacus cucurbitae (melon fly)
Lineage: Eukaryota; Metazoa; Arthropoda; Insecta; Diptera; Tephritidae
Gene: ppk15
Product: pickpocket protein 19
Exons: 7
Coding region: 741-2267 (508 amino acids)
Biological process (GO): sodium ion transmembrane transport
Cellular component (GO): membrane
Molecular function (GO): ligand-gated sodium channel activity
Source: RefSeq, a predicted model, not a curated record
AUUUUUAAUGUAAUAUUAGUGCAAAAUUUUUGACUCAUUAGAUUAUAUACAGUAAUACUCAUACUCAUAUCAUUCAUAUUCACAAUAAUACUCAUUACAAUAUGUAUUGUCCUACUUAUUUCACUUUUCCAUCAUUUUGCGACACUGUUGAAAACUCCGCUGCCUGAAGUGCCAUUACUGCAGUUGUUGUUGUUGGUGGCUUGUGGUUGCCGCAGCGAGAGCUGCGCUAUUUCACGUUAUCCUUGUCCGCUUUGUUUGUGGCGAACGCAAAAGGAAACAGCAAUUAAACGCUCUCCACUUGUGGUCGACAAUACACACACUCAAACACACACACGCGAACAUGCCAACAUGAACAAGCGAAGGAGACAAUUAUACAAUUUAACAUGCAUAUAUGCAUAACGGAGAAUUUUCGCACACACACACUCACACAUACAUAGCAUAGCCGUAGGCAACUUUAUUACUGCAUUCCAGUAUUUGCCGGUUGAUAGCUACAGUGGCACUCGAGCACCAUACUUGGCUCCAUUCAGCAUUCAACACUCUUAGUCAGCCAGCAGCUAACGAAGCAACAGAAUUAUCAACCAACCGAACGAUCGCUCGACUUGCAUUUCAUCGAUACAGUCUACCGACAAGCUUACAACACAAUCCCGACAAGCUUGCACCUCCGACUCAGCCUAUCAACCAUCCAGCUUGAAUCUGCUCACCGCGCUUUUGUGGCCAGCUAAGAGUAUCGUAGAGCAAUUAUGUUCUGGCCACUGCUGGCCUGUUUGCGCGACUACUGUGCUAAUUGCUCCUUGGCCGGCAUUAGCUACAUUGCCAAUAACAAAUUGCAUAUUAGCGAACGCCUUUUCUGGCUCGUCUGCUUCAUACUCUCCGCUUAUGGCUCGUACAGGCUCAUUUCAACAUUCGAACGUGACUUUGAGCUUUCCGCUGUGAGCAUUGUCUUCGAGAGCCUAACGCCAUAUGACAAAAUCUACUUUCCGAGUGUGGCUGUGUGUGAGACGUUGGAAAAGGAUGGCACCACCCCGGCGGUGGAGCAAUAUAUUGAGAGUUAUCCUGAAGAAUAUGAUUAUGAUGUCGAAAUUUUUGUUUUAAAACUAAUAUUUCCACAUGAGUAUAACACUGGGAAUGCAAGAGCACAUUGUUUCGAUAAGGAGGGUACUGAAGCUGAGUGCCCACACACCCACUAUAGAGAACUAACGGAGAAGCUUCAUCAGAACUGCACCAACGUCUUAGUCGAGUGCUCACUCGGGCACGAGGCCUUCAACUGCUGUCACUACUUUGUGCCGUUACUUACACCUUAUGGCUACUGUUUUCUAUUGAAUUCGUUUCAAAAUAAUCAUCCAACGGAUAAUGAAAAUCCCUUUGUCCUUACGAUCAAUCACUUUGUCAAAACAGCGACAGCAAACAUUGGUUUCCGAGUGAGGUGGACGACAAUCAUGCCACAAUGCGCCUGGUCACUGAGGUUGCGGUCGAGGUAUGCUAGUUAUCAAAGAUUGGGGUCUCUUAAAUAUGCGUUUAUCACACAGGUUUUCGUUAUCAACAGGGAAGACAUACCGUACGCCAAUCUAGCUGGCAUUACAACUAAGGUGGCAACACCAGGCAAGCAUACUGACUUCCAAAUAUCCAUGCAAGGUAUGGUCAACGAUUUGGAUGUGCGUGAAGUAACGCCACAACAUCGGGGUUGUCGCUUCCCUGACGAAAUCAUGCCGAAGUCCUCAUUUCGUGUCUACAGUUUCAGCAGCUGUAUGGUCGAUUGUAUUGGCGCAUUGCAGAUGCGUUACUGCAAUUGUACGAUAUUCAAUUUAAUGCCGACAGCGCGUGCGGAUAUGCCCGAUUGUGAUUACAACGGGAUUUUGUGUUUAGAAAAGGAAACGAAGGUAUCGCCCGAUAUCAAGAUGUUGCUGCCAUGGCCGGAGAAUAAUGAGACGUGCGAUUGUUUGCCGUCAUGCACCGAAUACGAUUUACGUGCGGUUUCCGAGUAUAGUCCGAGGUGUGUGGGUGUUGAUCGGCGUAGUGUUGACAUCAGUCUUGUUGAUCGACCCACUGAGCGUUAUCGUCGUCAAGCGCUACGUACGCGCUUAGAUGUUGUGGUCACUAUUGGUGGUAUUUUGGGUUUAUUUUUAGGUGCCAGCGUUCUGAGUCUUAUCGAACUUGUGUACUACUUUACCUUGCGUUUCUAUAACAACACCCGAAAGAUAAGAAGGAGCGAGAGGGAACAAAGAGCAAUGGUUCAGGAGAAAAGAGCAAAUAAUAUGCGUUUCAAAUAA